AUGGCUGAUUUUUUAAGAGAUUUCUUAAUAGGUGGUUUUUCAGCUGCUGUUUUAUAGACUGUUUUUAGUCCAUUUUAUAUGAUCAAAUUGUAUACCUCAAAUGAUUAGAAAUACAAAGGUAUUUUUGAUCACAUCAUCUCAUUUCAUAGAAAUUAGGGCUUUGCUAUGUGGAGAGGUAAUAUCAUCAGAAUUUUCCCUGCCCAAGGUCUGAACUUUGCUUUCAAAGAUGAAUAUAGGAAGUUGUUCUGCCAUUUUGGUAUAGAGUACCCAAAGAAAGAGAAAUUCCUCUUCUUCUUAGGAAAUAUUGCUUCAGGGAGUGCAGCUGGUGCUACAUCAUUGAUCAUAUUUCAUCCACUCGAUCUUGGAAGAACAAGAUUGUCUGCAGAUAUUGAAAAGAAUAAUGCCAGGCAAUUCAUUGAUUUAACAGAUUGUUUGAGCAAAGUUUAUAAGUCUGAAGGUUUCAUCGGAUUAUACAGAUAUUUUGGAGUCUCAGUUAUGCAAGUGAGUUUAUAUAGAGGUCUCUAUUUUGGUGCUUAUGAUACAGCAAAAGAAACUAUAUUCUAACAGUGGUUGAUGGGUAACAUUUUUGUAAAAUGCUUUGUUGCUUUUUACAUCCAUCAAAUAUCUGAUUUCAUCUUAAGGCCACUUGAUACAAUUAGAUAAAGAAUGAUGAUGUAAUUUAAGAGAGCUGAUACUCUCUAUAAAAAUACCCUGGAUUGUGCAGUCAAGAUUGCUAAAAAAGAAGGAACAUAAGCAUUUUUUUAGGGAAAAAAUUACUCGAGAGGAUUUUAAUCAUUCGCUUUAGUUCUGUAUGAUGAAAGCAAAUAAAUUAUUGCUUAUGGUUCUAAAUCUGCAUUGGAUUAAUGA
This is a messenger RNA of Paramecium tetraurelia, 867 nucleotides long. RefSeq lists its product as uncharacterized. Gene Ontology annotation, molecular function: ATP:ADP antiporter activity. Gene Ontology annotation, cellular component: mitochondrial inner membrane. Lineage: Eukaryota; Ciliophora; Oligohymenophorea; Peniculida; Parameciidae. Gene Ontology annotation, biological process: mitochondrial ADP transmembrane transport; mitochondrial ATP transmembrane transport. The record is from RefSeq and is a predicted model, not a curated record. The transcript has 4 exons.